Molecule: messenger RNA, 3713 nt
Organism: Clupea harengus (Atlantic herring)
Lineage: Eukaryota; Metazoa; Chordata; Actinopteri; Clupeiformes; Clupeidae
Gene: ralgdsb
Product: ral guanine nucleotide dissociation stimulator-like
Exons: 19
Coding region: 670-3207 (845 amino acids)
Biological process (GO): Ras protein signal transduction
Cellular component (GO): plasma membrane
Molecular function (GO): guanyl-nucleotide exchange factor activity
Source: RefSeq, a predicted model, not a curated record
GGAGGUUUUUAUAUAGGCAUGUACAAAAAACAAAUGAGCAUGUCCUGUUUUAUUUAUUUGUAAUGUUUUGUUCCUCUUUGGAAAGGUAGUUUAGAGAGAAACGUGUGCAUUCCAUUAAGGGGCUUAGAGCUGCAGAUUACAGGAAGACAGAAGUCUUUUUCUGGCAGUUUUCUCGAGGAAAGCUGUUUAAAAGCACUAACUUUACUCCGUUAGAAAUAUAUCAUACAAGGGUAGGUGCGAGUCGCGUACAUAUGUCAGAAACAAUUUAGUUUUAUGACUCAUCCUGUGCUCUCUGUUACCUCCAAACAAGCCUCUCUCCUCGACGCUUGGCUGCGAAAAUGACAUCAUGGUCAAAGAGAGGAGAGGCGGUCUUCUUAGCAUCGGGGCGGGGAAGAGUCGGGAUAGCCAGCCCUCUAUCCCACUCAUAGAACCGCGCAGGCACCCAGCGGUGUAUACAGACAGAGCAUAGCUGAUCGGGGCGAUGGUGUCCGGAUUGUCCGCAGAUACCUACAAAUAAAAUAUCAACAAAUAGUUUGACUCUUUGAGUCAGACAAACGUUUUGCUUCCGUUACGCGACAGAGACAUAGUUGCCAUCUAAACAUGGAGACAAAUCGCUGUGGCUCACUCUGACAAUAACGUUACUUGCGGCCAAAACUUGCCGAGAGACCAAUGGUCUAUUUAACCGGAGCACAUUCGGAGACGCGCAGCGUCAAGUCGGGCUCCCCCGAUGUCAUGUUCGAUGCCACAUCCUGGAGGAUCCGCAGCAUCUGGGACGGCGUGAAGUUGGAGGUGGCCGGGGACGAGAGUCCCGUAGUCCUUCACAGCUUCACCCAGCUGGACCCGGACCUUCCGCUGCUGGAGAAUGCGACCCAGGAGAUAGGCGAGGAGGUGGAGGAUGGCGCGGUGUUCACCAUCACCCUGCGCAAGGUGCAGAUGCACCACGCGGCCAGCAAGGGGCAGCGCUGGCUGGGCGUGGAGUCCGAGUCGGCCCUGAGCCUGUACGAGACGUGCAAGGUGCGCACCAUCAAGGCGGGGACGCUGGAGAGGCUGGUGGAGUACAUGGUGACGGCCUUCCGCGGCAACGACUCCACCUACGUCACCAUCUUCCUGUGCACCUACCGCUCCUUCGCCACCGCCCGACAGGUCCUGGACCUGCUGCUCAACAGGUAUGCCAAGCUGCAGCAUCUGCCGGGCUCCGAGGGGCACAGACUCACCCACGACGAGCGCACAGACUUGAGGAACACCAUAUCCUCCAUCUUGGGGGCGUGGUUGGACCAGUACUCUGAGGACUUCUGGAAGCCUCCGGAUUACAGUUCCCUGCGACAGCUCCUCACCUACCUGCGCCUCAACUUCCCCGGCUCCGACCUGGAGCGCCGCGCCUGCAACCUGCUCGCCCAGUUCCACCGCCGCCAUCACCAGGAGCCCGACCACGAGGUGCUUGAUCACGGCCCCUGCACCUUCACUCUGCUGGAGGAGAACGGCUACGACUACGAUCGGCCCGACUUCCUCAGCUUUGACCCCCAGGUGGUGGCGGAGCAGUUCACGCUCAUGGAUGCGGAGCUCUUCAAGAAGGUGGUUCCGUACCACUGCCUGGGCAGCAUCUGGUCCCAGCGGGACAAGAAGGGCAAGGAGCACCUGGCGCCCACCAUCCGCGCCACCGUGACCCAGUUCAACUGCGUCACCAACUGCGUGAUCGCCACCUGCCUGAGCGACCGCGCACUCAAGCCCACGCAGCGUGCCAAAGUGGUCGAGCGCUGGAUCGAGGUGGCCAGGGAAUGUCGGAUCCUGAAGAACUUCUCGUCCCUGAGGGCCAUCCUCUCGGCGCUCCAGUGCAACCCAGUCCACCGGCUCAAGAGGACAUGGGACGAGGUGUCCAGGGAGAAUUUCCGCAUCUUCCUCGAACUCUCAGAAAUCUUCUCGGAUGAGAACAACCACUCACUCAGCCGGGAACUCCUCAUCAAGGAGGGCACGUCCAAGUUUGCCACCCUGGAGAUCAACCCUAAGCGGGCCCAGAAGAGACAACAGCAACAGCAGAGAGACUUGAGUGUGAUGCAGGGGACCAUUCCCUACCUGGGCACCUUCCUCACAGACCUGGUGAUGAUGGACACGGCCAUGAAGGACUACCUGGAUGGUAAUCUCAUCAACUUUGAGAAAAGAAGAAAGGAGUUUGAGGUGAUUGCUCAGAUUAAGUUGCUGCAGCUGGCCUGUAACAACUACAACUUCACCAGGAAUCCUCGCUUCACUGAGUGGUUCUCAGGGGUGGAGAAGCUGACGGAGGCCGACAGUUACAGCCAGUCCUGUGAGAUCGAGCCCUUAUCGGAGUCUGCCUCUAACACACUGAAGGCAAAGAAGAACACAGGCAUCAUCAAGCGCUGGAGCGAUCGUCAGCCGGCGGGGUCUGAGGCUGGCUGCAGCAGUGCUGGCAGCUCCCACUCCAAGUCCUUUGACCAGCUGCGUUACGCCCCGUGUCUGGGCGGGGGCGAUGGUGGCGACUCCCUCAGCGUGACCUCGGCCGGCUCCAGCAGCUCGGACGUGGAGGAGAUCAACAUCAGCUUCAUCUCCGACUCGCCCGACUCUCACGAGAAAAAGACCUCCACGCCCUCCGUAAAACAUUCCAAUUCUACCUUAGGGAAGUGCGGCCCCAUGGCUGACCUGGCACCCACGUUUUGGGAGUCCACCUCUCUGUCAUCUCUGGAUGCUUCCGGACUGGGCUCGGGCUCUGGCUCUAGCAGCGCCUCGUCCUCCUCGGUGUCGUCCACGCCGGUGACGGCGUCGCGCUCGCACAAGCGCUCGGUGUCAGGCGUGUCCAGCUACUCCUCGCUGUCGCUGCCCCUCUACAACCAGCAGGUGGACGACUGCUGCAUCAUCCGCGUCAGCCUGGACGUGGACAACGGCAACAUGUACAAGAGCAUCCUGGUAACAAGUCAGGAUAAGACUCCAGCUGUCAUCAGGAAGGCCAUGGUCAAACACAACCUAGACCGUGAGAGACCGGAGGACUAUGAACUGCUUCAGAAGAUCUCAGAGGAGAAAGAGCUGAAGAUUCCGGACAACGCCAACGUGUUCUACGCCAUGAACUCAUCGGCAAACUACGACUUUGUCCUGAAGAAGCGCGGCUUCCCCCGGGCGGGCCGCACCAAACACGUGGCCAGCUCCACGCUGCCGCGCAUGAAGCAGAAGGGCCUGAAGAUCGCCAAGGGCAUCUUCUGAGCGCGCAGACUGAACUCGCCACUGGCUUAUUCUGCGCUCAUUCACUUCUGUCCUUUUUGGUGACACCGGCUAGUUCUCUGGCGGUUGCCUUUUGUCGAUGAAGGGGGAUGGUGUUGUAGGUCACCCCCCACCACACACCCCCUCCCCCCAGAUGUUUUCUUUCGGUUGGCGGGGCUGGUCACCAGCUGACACGAGGGCCCCGCCCAAUACGCCCCCCCUAACCUACAGCUAACUGGACUGCUCCUGUGCAGGAGACAGGCGAGCACUUAACUGAACCUGUGCAUUUGGAGGAAAGGGUUAAUGUUUACAGAACCAAGCCUAACAAUGCCAGCGUUCCUCUGGCCUAACCCUCAUCCACUUCCUGCCAAGAUGUCAUCACUUCUGGUUCAGCCCGAGCCUUCGCUCCUCCUGUGAGGCUCGGAAGGGAGCCCAGUGUUCUGUCCAAUCUCCACUUCUGUUGGACAGCUUAGCAAAGAAGAGGAGAGAGAGAGAGAGAGAGAGAGAGA